Molecule: messenger RNA, 1569 nt
Organism: Suillus subalutaceus
Lineage: Eukaryota; Fungi; Basidiomycota; Agaricomycetes; Boletales; Suillaceae
Exons: 5
Coding region: 1-1569 (522 amino acids)
Source: RefSeq, a predicted model, not a curated record
AUGGCAAGAAGUCAAUCUCCUAUUGUUGUUCUACAGCAAAACAAGGUUCCCUUGGACAAGGCAGAAGUCACUGUCCUCAGGGUCCAUCUAGAGGACUGGAAGUCUGUCAAAGGAAAGGAGCGGGCGAGGGAAUGGUUGCAAAACCACUCUCACCAGAAACCAUCUUCCAAGCCCCUCAUCAAGUAUGGCAGGACUUGGACUGCCCGAAAAGUCUUGAUUCACACCCAUAAGGCCCUCAUCCAAGAGGAGACGGGAGAAAUGGCUGGAAGUGGAGAGAUGAUCAGCAAGUGGCCAAAGGCUGCAAAGACUGUGAUUAACCAGUUGUCAGCGGAGGAGAAGGAGGAAGCCCAAGCAAUGGCAGAUAAGUGGAAUAAUGAGGCAGCACCACCCGAGGUUCAGGCCCAUGUUGCCAAGACCAAAGGAGCUGACAUGAUUGAGCAUUUUGCCACCGAAAUGUUCAAGAAAGCCGGAAUGAGAGUCUUUGUGCUAUCCACAUGGAAGGACGGCAAAGGCAAGUUAAUGCUGGGAGGCCAUGACUUCAAUGAGCAGUUUGCUAACAGCGAAAGCUUUAUGAAGACUAGGGAUUGGGAGGGCGUUUUCAUGCCGGAGUGGCAGGAAUAUGUGGGGGAGCAAUUUGAUGCUGAAGAUGGCGAGGAACCUCAGAUGGUGAAGUCCAAGAAACGAGUCCCCCGAAAGCUCAUCAAACUUGAAGAAGAUGCCAACGGGUGGCCUAUUCUACCGGACACAAAGGGGUGGAAAUGCGCCGAUCAACACCACAUGAUCCGAUCCUUCUUGACAACACUCUAUAGAAUGUGUGGCGGCAAAGAUAACAUCAAGGCAUUGGUACCCUGGGGGGAUGUCAUACAUAGCCAAUCAGCAUUCUUUCAAAGCACACAAUGGCCCACCGGCGUGCAGUUCAAGGAACCUUCAAAGAUGGACAAAGCGGAUGCCACUGCUGUGCUGGAUUUCUGGUUUGACCGACAGCAGCACAACAUCCGACCAGCCUUCUCAUUCAAGGCCUGGAAAGAUGCCGACAGCGAGAUGCAUGUAGCAGCCGUGUCUCCCAGCGCAACCCGGCGGACUGCUGGCAAUGACCACCAAGAUGCCCAGUGCAGUAAUUCUGACAAGCACGACGAUGGUGGGUUAUCAGGUGCAAUUGAUCUGGGAGCACAAUCCACCGGUGAGGAGGAAGAGAUUUCUCUAGGUCGCCAAUAUACACCAACACCCAGAACAAACUCUAAUUCUGCUGAGGUAGGGAAUCCCAUGAAAGCGAAGGGUGCAACCUCGCGCCGGAAUGUGUCAAACACUUUGGCUGAUAUUGGCGACACCGUGAAUGUUGCAAUACUCAAUGGUUCUGGCAAUGCAAGGCAGCCUGACCAAUCACAGAAGACCUUGAAGGAAGCAGUGGCCGCAGGGACAUGUACAAGAAGCAAGGCGGCAGCAAACAUUUCAAAUGAGCGCCCCAAGGGAUUGAAGCAGCACGCCGCCGAUCCUGUGAGCGACACUCCGGCAAAGAGAACUAGGAGUAAGGCUACUGCACUUGCAGCUUCCAAGAGUAAGCGCAAGUAG